AAUAAACGCCAUUUUGAGGAAACAAUCGGCUGACUUUUGUGUAUUUUGAGCAAAAGUGGAGGGCAGAGCCAUGAAUCUCAGUGAAGAAAAAGAAGACAAUGAUAUUGCCUCUAAAAUGAGUUCUUCAUCUCCUGAAACAAGCUGCGAUCAACCUAUGAAGAAUCUGCCCUCUGCAUCCAGUGAUGAAACCAUGACGUCUGACCCCAGUAUCAGCAGGAGGAAGAGACACAGAUCACAGUCUCCACAUUCAAGCUGUGUGUCUGUGAAGAGUAGCAGAUCCAUGAAGCAACCUGAAACUUUCAGUGAUGCAGUGACCUCUGACCCCCUAAUAUAUUUGACCUGCACUGCAUCCAGUGAGGCUGGGGACCUGCGGAAACCAGUGGAUGAUGUUCUUCAGAGAGUGAAAGACCUCCACAAAACCAGCAUGAAAAACAAGUAUGAGAGAUUAUUUGAGGGACUGAAACUCCAGGAGAAUGAAAGCCUCCUGAGCAGCAUCUACACACAGCUCUACAUCAUAGAGGGAGAGAGAGAAGAAGUGAAUGAAGAACAUGAGGUUUUACAGAUGGAGAAAACAGCCAGAACACAACACUCACAAGACACUCCAAUCUACUGCAAUGACAUCUUUAAAGCCUCCGCUGAAGCAGGAUGUGAGGAGAAAGAGCAGAUCAAGACUGUUCUUACUAAAGGCAUCGCUGGAAUCGGAAAAACCGUCUCUGUGCAGAAGUUCAUUCUGGACUGGGUCGAGGGAAAAGCCAAUCAGGAUGUAGAUUUCAUGUUUGUGCUUCCAUUUCGAGAGCUGAACUUGAUCCCAGAUCAUCAGUACAGUCUUCACAGACUUCUGCUGGACUUUCACCCUGAACUUCAAGAUCUGGACUCACAGAUUUAUGAGGAGUGUAAAGUUGUGCUUAUCUUUGAUGGUCUGGAUGAAAGCAGAAUCACACUGAUGUUUUCAGACGCUCAGAAAGUUUGUGAUGUGACUGAGACUUCAUCAGUGGCUGUGUUGAUGUCAAAGCUCAUGAAAGGAGAGCUGCUUCCCUCUGCUCUCAUCUGGAUCACCUCCAGACCAGCAGCAGCCAAUCAGAUCCCCUCCAAAUACAUCCACCGUCUGACAGAAAUUCAGGGAUUCACUGAGCCUCAGAAGGAGGAAUAUUUCAGGAAGAGAAUCAGUGAUGAGCAUCAAGCCAGCAGAAUCAUCUCACACAUCAGAAGAGCAAGAAGCCUCCACAUCAUGUGCCACAUCCCCGUCUUCUGCUGGAUCUCAUCCACUGUGCUUCAGAAGCUCCUGGAAGAAGAUCUGAGUGCAGAAAUCCCUCAAACUCUGACUGAAAUGUACAUCCACUUCCUGCUGAUUCAGAUCAACACGAGGAAGCAGAAGUAUGAAGAGAGAGAUCCAGCGAAACUCCUGCCGUCCGACAGAGAAGUGAUUGUGAAACUUGCUGAAGUGGCUUUCAAACAGCUGAUGAAGGGCAAUGUGAUGUUCUAUGAGGAGGACCUGAUUGAGAGCGGCAUAGACGUCACUGACGCCUCAGUGUAUUCUGGGAUUUGCACUGAGAUCUUUAAGCAGGAAUCUGUGAUUCAUCAGAGGAAAGUUUACAGCUUCAUUCAUCUGAGCAUUCAGGAGUUUCUCGCUGCUUUCUACGUGUUUUAUUACCAUGUAAAGGAAACUAUGAAGGGACUGAAAAAUUUUGCUUCAGUAAAACAUUUGCUUAAAGCUGCAGUAGAUGAAGCCAUUGAGCGUGAGAAUGGACGUCUGGAUCUGUUCCUGCGGUUCCUGUUGGGCAUCUCACUGGAGUCCAAUCAGAGACUCUUUCAGGAUCUACUGACACACACAGAGAACAGCUCAGAGAGCAUCAAAGAUUCGAUACAGUACAUUAAAGAGAAGAUCAAAGAUGGACAUGGACUCUCCACUGAAAGAUCCAUCAAUCUGUUCCUCUGUCUGCUGGAAGUGAAAGAUCAGACUCUGUUCAGAGAAAUUCAGGAGUUUGUGAAAUCAGACAAACACUCAGAGAAACUCUCUGCUGCUCACUGCUCAACAAUCUCCUACAUGCUUCAGAUGUCAGAGGAACCGUUGGAUGAACUGAACCUCCGGAAAUACAACACAUCAGCUGAGGGUAGAAGAAGACUGAUACCAGCUGUGAUCAACUGCAGAAAAGCCAUUCUUGCUGGCUGUAAUCUUUCGGAUAAGCAAUGUGACAUUGUGUCAUCAGCUCUACAGUCCUCAAUCUCUGUCCUGAGAGAGCUGGAUCUGAGUAACAAUGACCUGCAGGAUUCAGGAGUAAAGCUGCUCUCAGAUGGACUGAAGUGCCCAAACUGCCAGUUGGAGGCACUGAGGUUGUCAGGCUGUAUGGUGACAGAGGAAGGCUGUGGUUAUUUGUCUUCAGCUCUGAGUUCAAACCCCUCACACCUGAGAGAGCUGGAUCUGAGCUACAAUCACCCAGGACAAUCAGGAGUCCAGCUGCUCAAACACAAACUGCAGGAUCUAAACUAUAAACUGCAGAUACUCAAGGUGGAUAAUGGAGAACAUUUUAGAAUCACACCUGGACUGAGAAAAUAUGCCUGUAAUAUCACACUGGAUCCAAACACUGCACACACUCAACUUGUGUUGUCUGAUGAGAAGAGGAAGAUUAUACAUGUGACAGAACCACAGCCGUAUCCUGAUCAUCCAGAGAGAUUUGACAGCUGUGAGCAGGUUCUGUGUGUUGAGAGUCUGUCUGAACGCUGUUACUGGGAGGCUGAAUGGACUGGGAAGGGUGCUGAAAUAGUAGUGUCAUAUAAAGGCAUCAGAAGGAAAGGAGUGAGUGAUUGCUGGUUUGGAUACAAUGACAAAUCCUGGAGUCUGUACUGCUGUGCUAAUGAAUUCACUAUAUGGCACAGUAAUGUGAGCAAUAAUAUACACUUCCCUUUAUCCUCUAAUAGAGUAGGAGUGUAUGUGGAUGUGUCGGCUGGCUCUCUGUCCUUCUACAGCGUCUCUGACACACACACACUCACACACUUACACACAUUCAACACCACAUUCACUGAACCCCUCUACGCUGGGUUUGCAGUUUAUGCUGAUUCUACAGUGUCUCUUUGUCAGGCUGAACAGCUUGCUGUGAGAAACAACUGAGACAAGCUCUCUCUUUUCCCGGUAGUCACAUUUGUUCCUCUAUUUUUUAUAUUAAACAACUAACGCAGUGCUUCAAUCCUGGUCCUGGAGACCCACCACUCUGCACAUUUUCUCCCUUACUUUAUUCAGAUCAUCAGCUCACUAGGAAAGAGCUCCAUUAACUGAACUUAAUGUGUUAGAUAAGAAAGACAUUCAAAAUGUGCAUAGCAGUGAUUCUUCAGGACCAGGAUUGAAAAGCACUUAAUUUAAAACAAAAAAUUAAAGCUUUGUUGCUUUAGAUUAUAGGUCAUCUUCAUGUUAGUGUACAUCUGAAUGUUGUCCAGACUUGUUUGUUUUUACAAAAUAUAUCUAUAAAAAAUACUAUCACAUUGAAAGAGUGUGUGUGUGCACAUCCAGGAUUUUGUGAGUGCAUAGACACGAGAUAUUUUUGUUUUGUUGGAGACUCGUACAAAUUGAUGCUCGCUGGGAUCUUGAGAAUAUAGAUGAUUGUUAAUCCAGAAAGGAGAGUAAAGCUGAAGUAUGUUUAUUAAUUUUUCAGGCCUGUCUGAGCAGAAACACUAGAGGAAUGUUUUUGAUGCCAGGACUGAUUCAUUUAUUGCAGGGUUGCAAGUGUAAAAGUUAAUAAUCGUAAUAAUAUCUGAGAAAACCAUAUAUUGUUUUUUUUUGUUGUUGUUGUUGUUGUUGUUGUUGUUGCUACAUCGACAUAUUAUGUUACUGAGAAUACUUUAAUUUCCCCAUGUUUUCUAUUGGGUUUUUAAAACCAUUUGGUCAAAGAACCUAAACAUUUUCUUUCCUGUACUAACAUGCUUUAUUUAGGUGAAAAUAAAUGAUCAAUUACAGCUUUUAUUCAAGUAAAAAAUAUAUAUUUCCAGUUGAUGAAUAUUACUGACUUCAUUAGGUAGCUGCAACUCUUUAAUGUAACAGCUGCACAAUUUAACACUAGGUUACUGGUUUUCUUCACACAUGCAGUGUCUGUGCUGUUACAUCUGCAAAGUUUAGCCUCAGAUUAGUUCAUUGAACAUGACUGCAUGCUAACAAACACACAGGAUUUGAACAAUACAAUUAAUAUCUGAACAUUCAACAGGGCUCUGUGUGGUGGGAAAAGCCCUGCUGACUGCACAGUUGUCUGUUACUCACUCAACGGUGUGGGGGUUCCCCAUUUGAUGCAUUUGAUGACUGCUUUUGACAUCAAUUAAUGUGCAGCUCUAAUACACUGUUUUGAUGUUUAAUAUCUUUAAAUUGGACGCUGUCUGUGGAACUGUCGAAUUAACAUCACAUAAUUCACCCAUUUCUCCUGAAUCACAUGAAAGUAAGUGGCCAGUGAACUGGGAGAAAACAAAGUAAGCUUUAUAUUAACCGACACUGUGUGUGUAUAUGAUAGGAAUUAAAUGUCAGAUUAUUACUGCUGCUUUCCAUGGAAAUUUGUGUAUUUACCAAGCUAUAAAUGUCUUUUUUGUUGUUGUUGUUGCUAGUACUAGUGUCUGUGCAUUUUAGAGUCUUUAAACAACUUAGCUUCCUCAUAUUUAUCUGAGCUGCUUUCCUCACUUAACCCCGCUCGAGCUCUAAGAUCUAGUAAUCUUAGAUUGCUCACUGUUCCUAGAGUCAAAUUAAAGAAAAGGGGUGAAUGUGCCUUCACUGUUGUAGGCCCUAAACCCUACCAGAUCAUGUUAGAUCUACUGCUACUUUACAGGUUUUUAAAUCUC
This is a messenger RNA of Carassius carassius (crucian carp), 4809 nucleotides long. Its product is annotated as NACHT, LRR and PYD domains-containing protein 3-like. The transcript is spliced from 8 exons. Gene Ontology annotation, molecular function: protein binding. The record is from RefSeq and is a predicted model, not a curated record. Lineage: Eukaryota; Metazoa; Chordata; Actinopteri; Cypriniformes; Cyprinidae. Bases 71 to 3106 code for a protein of 1011 amino acids.